Messenger RNA from Priceomyces carsonii, 1878 nucleotides. RefSeq names its product malate dehydrogenase (oxaloacetate-decarboxylating) (gene MAE1). Gene Ontology annotation, molecular function: malate dehydrogenase (decarboxylating) (NAD+) activity; NAD binding. Gene Ontology annotation, cellular component: mitochondrion; cytosol. The transcript has a single exon. The coding region runs from base 1 to 1878 and encodes 625 amino acids. Lineage: Eukaryota; Fungi; Ascomycota; Pichiomycetes; Serinales; Debaryomycetaceae. Gene Ontology annotation, biological process: pyruvate metabolic process; malate metabolic process. The record is from RefSeq and is a predicted model, not a curated record.
AUGUUAAGAUCAUUUAAGGCUUCUGGAAAAAAUUUCAAUCAAGUUCGUUGGAACUCAGGCGGUCCUUCGAUUUCCACUCAAACCAUUAAAACUCCGGUUGGUAUAAAGGCAGCAAUAGCAGCUUUAAAACCAAAGACUACGAGAUUGGCAAAUGAUGGUCCAAUUGAGUGCAACUUAACAGGAUUUUCUUUAUUACAGUCUUCGUUGUUCAAUAAGGGAUCUGCAUUUACGCAUGAAGAAAGAAAAGUUUUUGAACUCGUGGGAUUACUUCCAUCUAGGGUGAACUCCUUAGAUGAACAAGUUGAAAGAGCUUAUCAGCAAUUUAGAUAUUUAAAAACGCCUUUAGCUAGGAACGAUUUUUGUACAUCAAUGAGAAAUCAGAAUAAAGUUUUGUAUUAUGAGAUGGUCCGUCGCCAUAUCAGGGAAAUGCUUCCUAUCAUUUAUACCCCAACCGAAGGUGAUGCUAUUGCUUCUUACUCAGAGAGAUUUAGAAGACCCGAAGGCUGCUACUUAGACAUAAAUCAUCCUGAUACAAUUGAUGAAAGACUAUCAGCUUACGGUGAGAAUAAAGAUAUCGACUACAUUGUCAUGUCUGAUGGUGAAGGUAUUUUGGGAAUAGGUGACCAAGGAGUGGGAGGAGUUAGGAUCGCAAUUGCAAAAUUGGGUUUGAUGACAUUGUGUGCUGGAGUACAUCCAGGUAGAGUCUUACCCAUAGGCUUAGAUGUUGGAACCAAUAAUGAAGUUCUUUUGACUGAUGAAUUAUAUAUGGGAAACAAAAUGCACAGGGUCAGAGGCGAAAAAUACUAUGAUUUUGUGGAUAAAGUUGUACAUGCAAUCAAGAAAAGAUUUCCCAGUGCCAUCUUACACUUUGAAGAUUUUGGAGUUAGCACUGGUAGAGAAAUUUUGAAUAAAUAUCAAAACUUUUUACCUUGUUUCAACGAUGAUAUUCAGGGUACGGGUGCAGUAGUUAUGGCUUCUAUCACUGCUGCGUUAAAGUAUUCAAAUAGAGACUUGAAAGACAUAAAGGUUCUUAUUUACGGUGCAGGUUCUGCAGGAAUGGGUAUUGCUGAUCAAAUUGUCAAUCAUAUGGUUGCUCAUGGAGUCAAACCUGAGGAUGCAAGAAAUUCAAUUCAUGCAAUGGAUCGCUUUGGCUUAAUAUUGAAGUCUUUCGAUGAUGCUUCUGCUGCACAAAAAGUGUACGCAGACGACGAUGCUGAUUGGAAAGGAAUAAAUACCAAGAGUUUACUUGAGGUCGUUAGAAAAGUAAAACCAACUAUUUUAGUUGGUUGUUCCACAAGGCCCGGCUCAUUCACCGAAGAAGUGGUAAAGGAGAUGUACAAACAUAAUCGUCAACCGAUUAUAUUUCCAUUAUCCAAUCCGACUAGAUUACACGAGGCGUUCCCGGAUGAUUUAAUGAAAUGGACUGAUAACAAUGCUUUAGUGGCCACAGGAUCUCCUUUCGAACCGGUUGAUGGCUACAUUAUUUCUGAAAAUAAUAACUGUUUCAGUUUUCCUGGAAUUGGCUUGGGUGCAGUUCUUUCAAGAUGUUCUACCAUCACCGAUACUAUGGUUUCUGCAGCUGUCGAUCAGCUAGCAGAAUUAUCGCCCAAGAUGGCGAGCCCUAAGAAUGGCUUGUUACCGGAGUUGGAAGAUAUUCAUACUGUGAGUGGUAAGGUCGCGACUGCUGUUAUCUUACAAGCUUUGAAAGAAGGCACUGCAAGAGUUGAGCAUGAGCAGAGUCCAGACGGGGGACAAGUCAAAGUCCCAAGAGACUUCAAGAAAUGUUAUAAAUGGGUUAACUCACAGAUGUGGAAAUCUGAUUAUAGACCAAUGGUAAAAGUAGAACAUGUCCCAGAAAUUCAUACAUUUCAACACUAA